Molecule: messenger RNA, 168 nt
Organism: Talaromyces proteolyticus
Lineage: Eukaryota; Fungi; Ascomycota; Eurotiomycetes; Eurotiales; Trichocomaceae
Exons: 3
Coding region: 1-168 (55 amino acids)
Source: RefSeq, a predicted model, not a curated record
AUGGGUCCCCGAAGAAUUCGUGUCAUUCAUCCCAAUGUGCUAUACGGAGACACAUUGUCCUACGGGACUGCCUUCGUGGCCAUCCAGUGGACCGUGAUAAUCAAGACACCUCGAGACGCCAGGGUGAUCAUACUGUCAGAUGACUCAUCCCAGAUCAUUAUGCUGUAG